UAAACCUUCUGCUUUCCUGGCUGGCUGAGAGUCCUGGGGAAUCGCAGGAAGACGGGGGUGCAGGGCCCCGACUCCCCCACACUCUGUGACACCGAGCCAGAGCCCCAUCCCCCCAUUGCACCACAUCUUCCCCACAGCACCCCCACUUCUAUACAUGCCUCCGCAGCACCCACCACUGCCCAUCCCCUGCUGCACCCCAUUCCCCCACAGAACCCCAUCCCCCCACAGCAUUGCACCCUGUACUGCACCCCCAUUUCCCCACAGCAGUGCCAGAGCCCCAUCCCCAGUGUAGCUCUCCCUCCCUGUACAGCACCCCAUUCCCACGCAGCACCCCCUCACUGAGCUCCUGGUGCCUCUGGGGGCCCCCUUCCUUCUCCCUGGACCCCACAGGUGCCUGUUCCCCUACUCUUACCUAGAGAGCCCCCCAUGGUGGUCCCCUCCAGGGGCCCCAGCCCACGGGGAGGGAGCCCAGCUCCCUGACCUUGUCUCCCCACCCGGCAGCCCCGCCCUCCUUGACCCCGCAGAUGGUGGUGACGCCAGAGGGGCUGGGUGCCCUGCAUGUCCGGGUGAGUGGCUACUACCCCCCCAACAUCACGGUGGAUUGGCUGCGGGACGGGGAGAUCCUGCCCUCCAUGGAGUCGCUCCCCACACGGGAACCGGACGGGUCCUUCACCCUCCGCAGCGGCUACAUCCUCGACCGCCCAGAGCCUGACACCCAGGUCACCUUCACCUGCCGCGUGCAGCACCCGGCGCUGAGCACCCCGCUGGGGCAGAGCAUCACCUGGAAAGAGACAGGCGUUAUAAGUCAAGACAGAACCCCGAAAAAAGAACCCAAACCAAGCCCCCACAAUCCUCUGGUCUGGAAGUCGUUAUGCCUGGCCACGUGGGUCCUGCUGGGCGUGGCCUUGGGGUGCUUCGUGUACUGGAGCUGUCGCAUCAGCAGUAAGUGGGCCCAGACCCCGUCCCUGAGGGUGUCCCCGAUCCGUGCCUGGGAGUGUUGGCCGAAGGGCAGCGUCACCGUGCUGCUCUGCGAGGUGGAGGGGAGGCUCCGCGACAAAGACAGCCUGACCUGGAGCAGCCUGCGCCAGGGGAAGGAGCUGGGCCCUGGGCAGCCCGGGGAGCUGAGCACACUGACGCCGGAGCAGCACCACGUGGUGACGUGGCGGCGCCGCCUCCGGCUGGGCAGGCAGCAGCUCAUGUCGGUCCUCACCGUGCAGACCCCGUGUGACGAAGAAACUUUCAGCUGCACGUUCCGGCCGGGCGCAAGGGACAUGCAGCAGAGACAGAUCACAAUCCCCGGCGUGGCGGCCGGUGGCCCCCCACUCGAUGGAGACACGUCCGUUUUUUGACUCUCCUGCACUCACCACGGCCAGUGCUGGGGAGACAGAGCCAGCUGCAAACCGCUCGGAGAGGAGAGAACAAACUGACCCCUUGUGAUGCUGUGUGAUCGGCGUGUGACCGUGCACAGCACUGGUGUUGCCACUGUGCUACAACUGCAAGAGAACUUGUACCAAGCACGUCAUGUCCGGCGUCACUGGGAAAGUUGUGAAUUGCUAAGUGUGGAUAUCCUGCUUAUAUGUGUAGCCCCCCGCCCCCGUUCACCGGCCCAGAAUGAGGUGGUUCGAGAUCGGGGAAGCCUGUUUGUGACCCUUUACACAACUUAGGGGACUGGGCCUGAGCCUCCUGUGUGUGCUCUGCGUUGUGUGUCAGUGUGUUCACCUCAGACCAGACCCACUCAGACAAACCACCGGAGAGCGCGGCCACACCGUCCCGUAAAGGCGCUUUAAGCUGCUAAGUGUGACUCAGGCUACGGCUACACGAGAGACUUCAAAGCGCUGCCCUCUGAGCGCUCCCGCGGCAGCACGUUGAUGUGCGAGUGCACGAGUGUGGUUGUGCGUGAGACAGCUCUCCCAGCGCUCCUGGUAACUCACCGCCAUGAGGGGAGUCGCUCCGAGCGCCGGGAGCCUGUCCACACGAGCGCUUUACAGCGCUCAGACUUGCUGUGCUCAGGGGGGUGAUUUUUCAUACCCCUGAGCAGUGGCAGCUCCAGGCACCAGUGCCCCAAGCACGGCUG
This is a messenger RNA of Mauremys reevesii (Reeves's turtle), 2074 nucleotides long. RefSeq lists its product as uncharacterized. NCBI's taxonomy places the organism in Eukaryota, Metazoa, Chordata, Testudines, Geoemydidae. Bases 525 to 1349 code for a protein of 274 amino acids. The record is from RefSeq and is a predicted model, not a curated record. The transcript has 5 exons.